CACCACGACAUUGUUUGCCAGCCGCCAAUGAAACUCCUAGAGGAAGAAGAAGAAGAAGAAAAAGGAAAAAGAAGCACCUGUAGCUAAUGGGGAAGAAAGAUGAGGAGGAUGAGUAAGAGGAUGAGGAUGAGGAGAGGAGGAAUAGAACCUGCGGUAAGCGCAGGCUAACAACGGGCUGGCUCAUCACUCUACGAAGUUCCCCUUGAUAACAAAAAAGGAUGCCACUGUUUUAGGAUUCCUCUCAAUGAAUUCGUCACAGUGGAGUAAACAAUUUUGCAAUGGCACUGUUUGAAGGGUGCUGGUGAAUGCAAGGGUGAUGCCAGGAGAGCUUGAAAGACGGCCAGCCGCACUCCGUCCAGCAGCAUCGGUCCGCAACCCUUCAUCCUUGUCCCAGCUACCUCAGGUCGGAAGGUCCCUACUUCUUCUUUUACUUCUCCUGCUGUGACAUUGUUUCGGUUGGAGAAAUUUUGCAGGUGAGGGAGAGACAGAAAGGGAAGCUGCAGUGUGUCCGGACAGUGUCACUCCUGUCUUUUUUGGAGACUUGGUAUUAGGGCGUUUUUCAUCCAACUGAACUGGAUCAAGCUUCUGAUCUGCAGGACUGGGCACCUUAAGAGGACUAAAUGUGAUUUUUUUACAUUUUAUUUUGAGAAGGGGGUCUGGUUUCACAAUGUGGCGAAUGGUUCUGUUGCUGAACCCUCUAGCACAGGAUUGAAUCAAACUUCCAAGGACCCCCAAGAGGAGGGUAAGAGUACACUUGGACUGGGACAGAGACAUCAGGGGACAGUGACUUCAUUUCACUGGUUUUGGGUUGAUUACAACAUGUCUUGAGGAACAGUGACGUACCAAGGCUUCACCUGAACCCGACUCUCAACCAGAAAACAAACAGACAUUUAAAGGCAAAUGCUUAUCAAUCCUUAAAGGGUGAGAGUUGCCUGUUUUGGGUGGGCCUUUGAGGGAUCCACCCCGCUUCCCCACACCUCCUUCUCCUCCCUGUCUUUCUGCCUUUCUCCCUGCUGCUCCGGUCCGUCCUCAGAAGUCCCCUCCUCCGCUCUGCACCCCUCCCUCAGCGGUGCUCCGUCGCCCUGGGUGAGCGGGAAGGGGGGUGGCCCACGGUACCCCCCGACACCUGGGCGCCACCGAGCCGCCAGAGGCUGGUGAGGCUGCGGAAGGGUCAGCCCUGGGAAGAUGGCCGCUCUUGCCAGCUCCCUAAUUCGCCAGCGCAGGGAGGUCAAGGACCCCCAGGCAAACCGGCAGAUCGCCAGCAAGCGCAAGCCCUGCCCGAAGAGCAACAAGUCGCUCUGCCAGAAGCAAAUCCUCAUAUUAAUAUCCAAGGUUCGACUAUGUGGCAGUCGAGGGAGAAAAAUGGAAAAAAGACCAGAGCCCCAGCUGAAGGGCAUCGUCACGCGGCUCUACUGCAGACACGGCUUCUACCUCCAGAUGCUUCCGGAUGGCACCAUGGAAGGCACAAAGGACGAAAGCAGCUCCUUCUUGCAGUUCAACUUGAUUCCUGUGGGGCUCAGGAUAGUGGCCAUCCAGAGCACCAAGACAGGGCUCUAUGUUGCCAUGAACAGCGAGGGCUACCUCUACACUUCGGAACACUUCACGCCGGAGUGCAAGUUUAAGGAGUCUGUGUUCGAGAACUACUACGUGACCUACUCGUCCAUCCUGUACAGACAGACCCAGUCGGGCCGGGCGUGGUACAUCGGCAUCAACCGGGACGGACAGGUCAUGAAGGGGAACCGUGUCAAGAAGACCAAGGGGGCCGCACACUUUCUGCCCAAACUCAUUGAAGUGGCCAUGUACAGGGAGCCCUCUCUACACGACGUCGCCGAGCAGAGUCCGCCCAGGAAAACACCCAAGACCUCCAGUGACUCGCCCGUGCACCAGAACGGCAAGAAGGAUGUUCAAUCCAAAACCAAGACCACCUCCUCCUCCUAGCGCUCAGAGACAUGGGAGGUGGCAGUGGUGGUGGUGGUGGGGGCCAGGGCACGGAGUACACGGCACUGGGCACCAGCGGAAACCUGAAUUUGGGUUGUUAGGGCAACCCCGUCCCUGCAGUCCCCCACCCUUUCCCUGCUGCCUGCAACACUAACCCCAACUCUGCCCAACACAAUGCACC
Molecule: messenger RNA, 2119 nt
Organism: Scophthalmus maximus (turbot)
Lineage: Eukaryota; Metazoa; Chordata; Actinopteri; Pleuronectiformes; Scophthalmidae
Gene: fgf11a
Product: fibroblast growth factor 11a
Exons: 7
Coding region: 1186-1938 (250 amino acids)
Biological process (GO): positive regulation of protein phosphorylation; cell differentiation; fibroblast growth factor receptor signaling pathway
Cellular component (GO): cytoplasm
Molecular function (GO): fibroblast growth factor receptor binding; growth factor activity
Source: RefSeq, a predicted model, not a curated record